UUGUGAAUGUGUGCAAGAAUCUGUAAAGGCCUAGCCUGACAUGUGAAUGUGUGAAAGACCCGGUACGUGUGUAUACAAAUUUAAAUUCAGUUUUCUUUUUAUACAUUCACAAAUCUGAGAACAAACAUACAGACUAAUAUAGUUUGAGUCUAUUUAGUUUUUAUAAGGCAAGAUAUUGUUAUUACGAUUAUGUCCACAACAACUACUGUCACAGCAAAAAGGGAGAGAAUCCAAACCUCCUUAGAAACCUCUUAAUGAUCUUCCUCUUAUGCCCAGUAUGUUAAGCAUUGUCCAGAUAUUGCAACAGCCCAGUGAGCUGAAACGUUGAGUGACAUUUGCUUAGUGUGCUUUACACACAUGCACCCGCAUUCCUUGGAGGAACGUCCUGUGCUGUAGCAACAGUUCAGAGAAAAACGUUUACAAACAGUGAAGCACAGAGGGGAACCUUAAACCCAAAGUUAAUCAUUUUCUUUUUCAAUGAACAGCCAAUCUUCAUCACUUCUGCUUCCACUCACAGAACGAAGUCUAAAGCUGUGCAGACAGGAUCUUUAGUUCCUGAAGAGAUGUCGUCCCAAGUCAGACUGAGGCUCCUGCCGAGUGCCAGAUGUUUGUUCGACGAGCCCGUUCAGGUGAAGGUGGCCGGGCUGAGGUCGAGGCAGGUGGUCACCCUGAGAGCCGGAUCAACAGACGAGAGGGGAGUGCUGUUCAGAUCCUCAGCCACCUACAGGGCUGAUGAGACCGGGGAGAUCGACCUGGACAGAGACCCCUCACUCAGCGGGAGCUACGUCGGGGUCGAACCCAUGGGUCUGCUGUGGUCAAUGAAGGCAGACACCUUGCACCAACAGUUUCAAAAAAUGAAUUCGCUAAACCCCCACGUGGUGAAGUUCUCUGUGCAUGAGGAGGAGAGCGAAGGAAGAAUUCUAGCAGAGGAGACUAACGAGAGGUUUCUGACCAGACAGGGGGUCAGCCGGCUCCCCGUCAAAGAGGGGAAUAUUCGUGGAGUCCUGUUCACUCCCCCAGGAGAAGGCCCGUUCCCUGGGGUGUUGGAUCUGUACACUUUCAGAGGACGUUUAUCUGAGAAAAAGGCGUCUCUGCUGGCCAGUCAAGGAUUUGUGGUUCUGUCUGUAGUGGCGUAUGGCUAUGACGACAUGCCGAGGAACAUCAAAGAGGUUCAUCUGGAUUAUUUUGAGGAAGCGAUAGAGUUUUUAAAAAAACAAGACAAGGUGGCCAGUAAAGGAGUUGGUGUAAUAUCCCUUUCAAAAACCGGAGAUGUUGCACUUUCAAUAGCCUCUUACCUGCCAGAUGUCAAGGCCACAGUGUGGAUCAACGGCUGCUGUGCCAACACAGCUUUACCCCUCUAUUAUAAGAAAAGCCAAAUCCAUCCUGCGUUGAUGUUUGACCUCAGCAAGGUCAUUCCCACUGAUUCGGGAGCCAGCAUAGUCAGGUAUGUUAUGAAAAAUCCCCUGGCCGAGGAGAACAAGGCCAGUCUGGUCCCCAUUGAACGAGCAAAGGGACAUUUCCUCUUUGCUGCUGGAGAGGACGACCUCAACUGGGACAGCAAGGCUUACAUGGACGAGAUGGUGGCGAGACUGAAGCGUCAUGGGAAGGAGAACUUUGAGAGUCUGAGUUACCCGGGAGCAGGACAUUACCUAGAGCCACCUUAUGGACCCUACUGCCCUUCCAGCCAUCACUGGAUUGUGGGUGCACAGGUCCUGUGGGGGGGUGAGCCCAGGUCCCACGCAGCAGCUGAAGUCCACCUGUGGAAGAAGAUCCAGGAGUUCUUGAGAACUCACCUGAGCUGUGAUGCUACACGGUCUAAAGCCAAGUUAUAGAUGCAAACAUAUCGAUACAAACAUUAGGCAAAAAAAAGCUGUUUUACGUUGAAUUUCACAAAUUGUUUGACCCAACUAAAAGUGCCUUACAUUGUGGCUCACUUUCUGUUUGUUUCUGUAGUUACUGCUCUAAACUUACUUUCUGGCAUUUUAUUUGAAGCAUUUUAUCUGUUUAAAUUCUGCGCACUUCAUUGCUCACUAUAAGCAGGUAGCUCUAGUCGGAGUGCGAGCAUGUAUUUUUCUUAGUGGCUCAUCAUGUAGAUUCUUUGCUUACAAACUGGACUGUGGUGAUGAAAAGUUUGACUUUAUUAGAAUCAAGACUGUAGUGUUACUCUAAUGUAAAUGUAAUAACUUUUUGUAAAGACCAGGAUUAUAAUACAGUAAGAGUAUGACAUUAGAAAGAAUUAAGGAUCUUUUCCUUUCUAUUUUGGAGAUGUGACACCAAAAGAAAAACAUUUUAUGAUAUUAGUCGAUAUUGUGUGUAAAAUCUUAAACUGCAAUAAAACAUUUCAACAUAAAAUUUGUAUGCACAACAGAUUAAAAUGUGCUAAAUAUGUCACGCAGGCAAAAAAAAGAGAGAAUGUCUUAAACACUGAUUGCCUCAAAACACUUUCCACUGUUUUCGGUUUCAUUGUUUUUACGCCUCUUGUAUUUAGUUGUAUUGAAGAAGACUUGGUGGAAAAUUGUAAAGCUUUUAUGAGUUGAUGUUUCAAGCUUUCCUUCAGAUAGGGUACAGGAAUCGGCAGCUGGUUACAUCGCAACAGCCUUGGCAAAACCGAAUAGAAUAGAACUAAUAAGGAAAUGAGAGGCUGGGAACAAAAAAAAACAACUUAUGGGUAACUAUCUCACCCUGUCUCUGUUGCAAAUGGAUAACAGGUUAUUGUUCCUGGCAAGUUCACUAUUGUGUACGUUCAUCAAGAUGGCAGAGCCAGCCUUUAUCUGCCUCCCGAGUUUAUCAGGCAGCACUGUUGAAAU
This is a messenger RNA of Xiphias gladius (swordfish), 2807 nucleotides long. RefSeq names its product acyl-coenzyme A thioesterase 1-like. NCBI's taxonomy places the organism in Eukaryota, Metazoa, Chordata, Actinopteri, Istiophoriformes, Xiphiidae. Gene Ontology annotation, molecular function: fatty acyl-CoA hydrolase activity. The transcript has 4 exons. Bases 564 to 1832 code for a protein of 422 amino acids. The record is from RefSeq and is a predicted model, not a curated record. Gene Ontology annotation, biological process: acyl-CoA metabolic process; fatty acid metabolic process.